This is a messenger RNA of Photinus pyralis (common eastern firefly), 2224 nucleotides long. RefSeq lists its product as uncharacterized. The record is from RefSeq and is a predicted model, not a curated record. Gene Ontology annotation, cellular component: membrane. Gene Ontology annotation, molecular function: heme transmembrane transporter activity; heme binding. Lineage: Eukaryota; Metazoa; Arthropoda; Insecta; Coleoptera; Lampyridae. The transcript is spliced from 8 exons. The coding region runs from base 236 to 1552 and encodes 438 amino acids. Gene Ontology annotation, biological process: heme export; transmembrane transport.
UACACUCAGUACUGGACGUGUUUUCAGAUUCAGUUGGGCUGGGAAGUGUGUGGAAGGCGGAUAAGGUUUUUAAGUUUGUGUUAUACAGUUCGGUUUAUAGGUUUAUGUGUCAUUAAUUACUAAUGAAACGAUAAUAAUAUUUGCAGUCUCACUUUUAUUAAUUCACACGGCAAAUAACAUGUGCAUGUGCGCCGGUCUCAGCAUCGAUUUUCUGGCCGAAUAAACUCCAACAAAGAUGUCGGGGGAGGCGACGAUAACAAUUGGAAAACUACCCCAAGUGGAAGUGUGCAAGGUAUACAAAAUACGAUGGCUGAUCUUAGCCAUAUUUGUCCUGUAUUCCGCAUCAAAUGCGAUGCAAUGGGUUCAAUAUUCCAUUAUCGCCGACGUUAUUGUAAAAUAUUACGGGGUCUCCUAUACGUUUGUAGACUGGACGUCGAUGAUCUACAUGGUUCUUUACAUUCCAUUCAUAUUUCCUGGCAGCUACAUGCUGGAUAAAUUAGGUUUAAGGGUCGCCGUUCUGAUUGGCGUUACGGGAACGUGUUUGGGCACAUGGAUUAAGGUAGCUUCGGUUGCUCCAGACCGAUUUUGGGUCGGAUUCCUUGGGCAGACCAUCGUGGCGUUUUCGCAAGUGUUUAUUUUGUCAGUGCCGGCUAGGUUGGCAGCAGUAUGGUUCGGUCCAAGUCAAGUUUCUUCGGCGUGCAGUAUUGGAGUUUUUGGGAACCAGAUGGGAAUUGCUAUAGGAUUCCUAUUACCACCGAUGAUUGUUAAUGGAAACGGACUCGUAACCGACAUCGAGCAUGAUCUCUACAUUUUAUUUAUUGGAACCGGAAUAAUCACAACCGUUGUUCUGAUACUAGUGGUACUCUUUUUCAAAAAGCAACCUCCCAGCCCUCCGUCACACGCCCAGUUACAAACUCAGACAUCCAACGAAGAUACAGCGAAAUUUAUACAAUCCAUCAAGCGACUGCUGAUUAACCGAUCUUAUAUGCUACUGCUUGUGGCAUAUGGAAUUAACGUCGGCAUAUUUUACGCUUUAUCGACUUUGCUGAACCAAAUCAUAUUGAAGUACUAUCCGAAUGCUUCAGCAGACGCUGGACGCAUUGGACUUUUUAUUGUUAUAGCUGGAAUGGUAGGAUCUGUGAUAUGCGGCGUUAUUCUCGAUAAGUUCCAUAGGUUUAAGGAAACGACAAUAGCUGUGUACGCAUUCUCUUUGAUUGGUAUGAUUGCGUUUACGUUCACUCUUGAUAAAGGCAUUGAAGUGGUAUACGUGACAUCUGCACUUUUAGGAUUCUUUAUGACCGGUUUGCUGCCCGUCGGUUUUGAAUUGGCCGCCGAACUGACCUACCCCGAACCAGAGGGAACGUCCGCGGGCCUCCUCAAUGCCGCAUGUCAAGUUUUCGGAAUCGCAUUUACAUCAUUAUAUUCCUUAUUGUUAAGGCAACUGGGUGAUAUUUGGGCUAAUGUAAUAAUGUGCGCCAUGUUAUUUUUGGGUACGAUAUUUACUGCAUUUAUACAAUCAGAUCUAAGACGCCAAGCAGCUCAAGACAAAUAAUUUAUUGUUGUAAUUUAGUUUCUUAAAUAAGUAGUACACCUCUAGCAAAAUUUCAAAGAUAACUAAACUCAUCUAGUCACGAAUUGGCUUAUGUCAUUAUUAAGUGUAGUGUAACUUAUCAAUACCUUGCGUGUAAAAUUUACUACACGUACCCAAAGGAAGGUGUUUCUUAAUUCCAUCAUUCAAAUGUAUAUGACAAAAGUAUUGGCUGUUAAACGACAAAUAAUUUUUUGUAGAUACACUUACAGUAUUAGUAGUCUCUAGAUGCAGAUUUAAUAGGAUGAAAUGCCUUCAACCAUUUAUUUUGAAGGCGUAUCUAUAUUUAUGCAACAAGCUUUUUCCCCAAGUCGAGGGUGUGAUGAAAAUUUCAUGAAGAAGCCUACCGUUAGUAAGAGGUUUUCCUACGUUUAGACUGUUUAUAUAUAAUUUGGACGCGCUUAGAAAAUAGGUGUUUUUACUGUAAUGGCUGUGUAGUACAUAAAUUAUCUGUAAGAUCUUUAGAUUAAUUAGAUUAGUGCUGUGAGCAGAGAUUUUCAAGACAAUAAUCAGAAAAUUUACCAGUACAACGUGAAAACCAUAGUUUUGGAUUCCCUCCUAUACAAUGUCGAUCCUUGGUAUAUGUUACAAAACUGAAUAGAACUGUAGCCUAAUUUGCAGGCCACUUAGGCUUUU